AUGGGAGACCCUCACAACGGCGCUGCCUUUGAGGCAGCAGACGAAAGGAAAUCCCUAGAAGAUGGUCUAGAGAAGCCGAGAAUAUUGCCUCCGGACUUGCCGACGUCGCUGGACGACAGGCGACGAGCCCCGGAAUACGCGGGUGAGACGGAGAUGUACGACGGCUGGCAAGGACAAUCGCAGUACCUAGCAACACCGAUCACCGCUAAGCCAUUAUCAUUCAGUCUUACGCUUGAUGACCAUUCUCACGAUGAAGAACAUGACUUGCGCGCUCGAUACGCACAGUCAUACUAUAGCAGAGAUGAUGACGAUACUACAGCACGAUUGGAAGAUAGUGAUGCUAGGUUACUGGAAAUGCUAGCGGCGCAAGCAGCACAUCGCGAAAUGGAUUCCCUGGGCACAGACGAAGACGAUAUAGCGUUGGAUGAGAAGCUCCCGGAUGACGAGAAAAGCAUUAUAUUGCAAAAGAGCCUCAAUAUGGCUGCCAGCAAUGGCGACGUUGAACGAGUACAAAAAUUGGUUAAUGGCCAUGCUCGCAAAUAUGUAGACGUUAAUAAGCCGGACGAAGAAGGGACAGUGCCCUUGAUAUAUGCAAGUUGCUUUGGCCAUCAAGAAGUCGUCUCGGCACUACUUGACGCUGGAGCAUUUGUCGAUAAGCAGGAUCGUAAUCAAUGGAGCGCAUUGAUGUGGGCCAUGACCAAUAGACACAAAACGAUAGCAAAAGUGCUUCUUGAUCAUGGGGCUUCCCCUGAUAUCAAAUCAUCAUCGGGCGGAACGGCGUUGGAUUUCCUUCAACCCGGAACGGACAUUUCGCAGUAUCUACACGACAAUGGAUACGAUAUUGGACCUGUGGGCAUUGAGGAUGAUUUUUACGACUCUGGAUUUAGCCAUGGCCGCUUCGAGGAGGAAAUGGCUCAGAAUGAAAUGAAGCGGCGUAUGAUGAUGGAAGAAAGCGCACUGAAUCUUGAGGUGGAUUUGUCCAGUCUUGGGCUAGAUGAGAAAAUCGAGGAACCUGAUGAAUUCGAAGACGAUCAACAAGAGUUUGUGUGGGAUAGGUGCUUGAAUGACCAGAUGUUUGUCUUUCAAGACAACGAACUAGAAAAGAUAUUGGACAUAAUCAUUACCAACAUGACACCGCAACGGUCACCUUCUCAAAAACCAGUACCCGCGAACUUAUUAUUUCUAAGCGCUAGGUAUGCACACUACCAUGCCAGUCCCGAGUUACUGGCGCAACUUUUGUUGUCUGCAACAGACAAGAUCAACGACGUCGUGGAGCGUCACCAAUGGGAUAUGACAAUAUUGGCCUUCUGGAUAUCGAAUGCUACCCUGCUUUUGCAUUACCUCAAAAAGGACCCGGGGCUUAUGGAGUCCACGGUUGAAUUCCAGCUACAUUUAGCGGAACUAGUAAAUGAAAUUUUUAUUCUUAUCAUUCGCGACGCCGAACGCCGAAUGAACCGUGUUUUAGAUCAAGCUAUGCUUGACCAUGAAACAAUACCAGGAUUGAAUGACGUUACUUUCCAAAACGAAUGGAAAAUCUUCAAAUCGAAGUCGAAACCAAAAGUUGAACCUCCCGAGAAACGAUUUCGUCCACCCUCACCCAAACGGCGUGCACAGGUGUCACCCCGAAAUAUCACAUCUCUCCUAUCGUCUACGCUAUUUGUCCUGGACUUGUACGACGUUCAUUCGAUAAUCACAACACAGAUCAUUUCCCAAUUGCUUUACUGGCUAGGCGCAGAGAUUUUCAAUCGAAUUAUGCUAACCAAAAAGUACCUAGCCCGCACAAAAGCAAUGCAGAUUCGGAUGAAUAUAUCAGCCAUUGAGGAAUGGGCUCGGAGCAAUAACAGGCAACCAGAGCACUACGAAAAUGGCUCGAUGACCACAACAGGCGAGACUACAGUAGACGCUGCACGGAAGCACCUUGCACCAGUGAUACAGCUGCUACAGUGGCUACAGUGUUUUUCCUCGUUAGGAGAUGAUCAUGAAGCCCUCAUCACAACUUUACUGCAACUACAGCAGCUUACUCCGAACCAACUUCUUCAAGCCGUCAAAUCAUACCGUGCAGAGGUUGGCGAGAAAGGUCUAACAAAAAACGCAACCAAAUUUCUCGUUUCUCUCGAACACGACCCAGACCUCCUAUAUCGCGAACAUAUGAAACUACAAGAGCCUCCUAUUUCUGCUACAGCCUCUUCUCAGCCACCUUUAUCCUCGCCAUCCAGCCCUCAAAAAAUAAAUACAUCGCAUCCAACUUCCGAUUCCGCGCCCGAAAUCACACCUGCAUCCGAUACGCACGAAAAUGAAGGCCCAUCAACACCUCGAAGCAGCAUUUUUCUACACUCCCCCAUCAUGUCAUCUCCCGGCCACAACUAUUUUUCAUCCUCUGGGCCUGAAAGCUACCUCCUUGAUCCCUCCAUGACACUCCCGUUUCUUCUACCCACAAGUACAGACAUGCUGAUUAGUUACGGAGCUGGGUUUGGCGGGGUAAAUAGAGAGAGGGCAAGGAAAUACAUUCCAACCGUCCCAACCGAGGUACUGAGCCGUUUUGAUCGCGUGUGA
Messenger RNA from Talaromyces atroroseus, 2553 nucleotides. RefSeq lists its product as hypothetical. Gene Ontology annotation, molecular function: GTPase binding. The record is from RefSeq and is a predicted model, not a curated record. The transcript has 4 exons. Bases 1 to 2553 code for a protein of 850 amino acids. NCBI's taxonomy places the organism in Eukaryota, Fungi, Ascomycota, Eurotiomycetes, Eurotiales, Trichocomaceae.